Messenger RNA from Phytophthora sojae, 1671 nucleotides. RefSeq lists its product as hypothetical. Bases 1 to 1671 code for a protein of 556 amino acids. Lineage: Eukaryota; Oomycota; Peronosporomycetes; Peronosporales; Peronosporaceae. The transcript has a single exon. The record is from RefSeq and is a predicted model, not a curated record.
AUGGUCUCCAUCGGCACGCGCUCGCCGGUCUACGGCCGCCACGGAAUCGUCUCGUGCUCGCAGCCCUUGGCGUCCGAGAUCGGCCUGCGCAUCUUGAAGCAAGGCGGCAACGCCGUGGACGCGGCCAUCGCCAUCGCCGCCGCCCUGAACGUCACGGAGCCGUGCUCCACGGGCGUGGGGGGCGACUGCUUCCUGCUCUUCUUCGACGCCCAGACCAAGCAGGUGCGCGGCCUCAACGGCAGCGGCCGCAGUCCUGCGGCUCUCACGGCCGAGCAGGCGAUCAAAGACCUUGGACAGGACGCCAGCGUCAUCCCCAGUGGCCACGGCCACGCUGUCACGGUACCCGGCACUGUGGCAGGCUGGGUGGAUGCAGUGGACGCCUGGGGGACGUUGACUUUGGGGGAGAUCCUGGGUCCUGCCAUUGAGUUGGCAAGAGAGGGGUUCCCUGUGAGUCCGUUGACGGCGGCCAGUUGGGAGCGUGGCAAGAGCCAAUUGCUGCGUGGAUCCAAUGCCGCAGAGCUGCUGAAUGCUGACGGGGAAGCCCCGAAGGCUGGGGAGAUCUUUAAGAACGAGAACUUGGCUGGAUGCUUGGAAGAAAUCGUGACGAAGGGCAAGAAGGCGUUCUAUGAUGAUGGACGCAUUGCGCAAGCCAUUGUGAGUAUGGUGAAGGAGAAGGGAGGAGUGAUGACCGUUGACGACCUCAAGAACCACACGUCGACGUUCGUCACGCCCAUUAGCACGCGAUUCCAGGGGGUUGAUGUCCAUGAGAUCCCGCCCAAUGGACAGGGGAUCACUGCGCUGCUAGCGUUGAACAUUCUGUCGCAGCUCACGAAGGAUGGAGGGUUGCCCGAGAGGGGAAGUGCUGAGGAGGUCCAUCUGCAGAUUGAGGCCCUUCGUCUCGCCUUCGCUGAUGCCAAGUGGUUCGUGAGCGACAUGGAGCACAACACGUCGCUGCCUGUUGACGAACUGCUGAGUGAAAGUUACGCCAAGAAGCGCGCGACGUUGGUGAACCGGAAAAAGGCGGCGAUCGACCCGAAGCACGGCAGCCCCGAGCUCAGCUGUGACACUGUGAGUUUCCAGGUCAUUGACGGUCAGGGCAACGCCGUGUCGAUGGUGAACAGCAACUACGAAGGAUUCGGCACGGGCCUUGUGCCCAAGGGCUGCGGUUUCACGCUGCAGAACCGCGGCUGCAACUUCGAGCUGCACGGCGCCAACGUAGGGCACCCGAACACUUUGGCUCCGAACAAGCGGCCGUACCACACGAUCAUCCCCGGACUGUCGACCCUCGCGGACUCGGGCGAGCUGCACUCGAGUUUCUCCGUCAUGGGCGGCUUCAUGCAGCCCCAGGGCCACGUCCAGGUGCUGAGCCACAUGCUGCUGCACGGGAUGAACCCGCAGGAGGCGCUGGACGCUCCUCGCUUCAUGAUCGAUGUGGAUCGUCCAACCAAGCCCGGCCGGAGCGACGGUGGCAGCUCCGUUCUGGUCGAAAAGGACCUCGGGCCCGACGUGAUCGCAGCGCUGCGUGACGAGUUUGGCCACAACAUUCAAGAGGUGGGGGGCUUCAAGCGAUCGACUUUCGGUCGCGGUCAGAUCAUUCUGCGGGAUCCGAAGACGGGAGUGCUCUGUGCUGGCUCCGAUGGACGCGCCGACGGCUGUGCCAUGGGCUGGUAA